Messenger RNA from Meyerozyma guilliermondii ATCC 6260, 2385 nucleotides. It is a transcript of the gene RSM22, whose product is annotated as mitochondrial 37S ribosomal protein RSM22. Gene Ontology annotation, cellular component: mitochondrial small ribosomal subunit. Bases 1 to 2385 code for a protein of 794 amino acids. Gene Ontology annotation, molecular function: methyltransferase activity; structural constituent of ribosome. Gene Ontology annotation, biological process: translation. The transcript has a single exon. The record is from RefSeq and is a predicted model, not a curated record. Lineage: Eukaryota; Fungi; Ascomycota; Pichiomycetes; Serinales; Debaryomycetaceae.
AUGAGGCUGUCUGAAAAUGGAGCUGAGAUCAUGCUACUAAGACUCCGAUCUAGGGCUCCACGUGGAUUUUCGAGGCCGGGAAACCGGCGUUUCGUGGUCUUUGCACCGUGUAGAAACGCUCAGAGUAACGAUUUGCCGUUUAACCAACGUCGUCACAGCGAAACUUUUGGUCAGAUUGUUCGCAGCGACCGACUAAAGAAAGAUGAUCAAUUAGAAUCGGAUUCCGGCCGAGUUUUCGACAGAGAUACUCCAUAUAUUACACUGUCUCCGUUCCGAGAUGCUGAGGGUGUUCUCCUAAAGGGAAAAAAUGCUAAAGAAGCCCGUUUACAUGACUUGACUUUGCUAGGAAGAGUCGAUCAAAAUGUCACCAAACUUCCGUAUGAAAUUGCCAAGACUAUAAAUAACGAGAUACUAGCACUCACGGCGCCCGAUAGACUUCGAGAAAAAGCUGCUUUGCUAUACCAGGCUUUGGGAAAAGACCAAAUACAAAAGGCUCCAGAAACAGGACUUGAAGCAGAUGCUCAUAUUGCUGCUCUCUUUCUUCAAGAUUACGCUCAUGCUCGACAGGUUCUUCUUGAGAUCCAAAAAAGAUCCGAAAACUUUCACCCUCUCAAAGUUCUAGAUGUGGGUUAUGGUCCUGCUGUGGGGAUGGUUGCGCUCAAUGAAAUCAUGGGUGACGACUAUUCUCCAGUGGAAACAGAAAGUUAUAUAAUAGGGCGCCGGAACUCUGAAAUGAAGAAACGAGCAAAGAUCAUUUUGUCCAGACAGGUCAGCGAGCAAAAAGAUACAGAAGAGACAGAGACAGAAAUGACAGAAAAGAUAGAAGAAUCUGAGAUUGAAACUGAAGCUGAAAGAGUAACCAAAGCUGAAACUGAAGUAGGAAGUGAAAUGGAAACAGAAACAGAAACAGAAUCUGAAACCGAAUCCGAAUUCGAAACCGAACUCGGUUCCAUCGACACUUCGGCCAUUCGUAUUCGCACAAAACUACGGGAUACCUUGCCCUUGGCUAAACAAUACGAUCUUAUCAUCGUGAACCGUGCUUUGCUCACAAGAGAGUACAGUUUUCCCCGAGACAUCGACAUCAACAUCCACUCCAUCUUACGACUUCUCAGCCCAGGAGGACAUUUGGCGUUGAUCGAAAGAGGUAAUGCGCUUGGAUUUGAGACCAUUGCUCGUGCUCGGCAGGUGAUGUUGAGACCAGAGUCGUAUCAGGCGGAGCACGGAAAGAUCCCUCGUCCUUACAUCAAAGGUUCGAGUGUCAAGCCGCAAAAAUUGAGAAACGAAGACCAAAUGAUAUCCGACGAGGACAUUGAAUUUGAGAAAAGGAUGUUGAGGGAACUUGAGAAGGAGAAUGAAGAAGAAGAGCAUGAAGAGAAUGAAGAGAGUGAAGGGCUUGAAGACGAGCUUGUAUCUGAUUUUGAAAAACAGAUCAUUGCUGAACAUGGACAAGCCACAAAUGAAGAGUUGAAAUUUGAAUUCGAAGACAACGAUGAUUUUGAACUUAUUGAAGAAACUUUCCAGGAUCCAAAGGCAGCUAUGGACUACCAUAUCAGUAUUAUAGCACCAUGUUCCCACCACAGAAAGUGUCCCUUACAACUUGGUGACCCCAAGUAUUACAAAAUACCUUCACACAAGCACAGGUUCAAUUUUUGCUCAUUUUCAAAGACAAUUGAAAGACCUAAAUUCACAAUGGAACUCAAGCGUGGUAAGCGCUUAGCGACCGCGUGGGACAAGACUGCUGAAGAUGGGUUUGGAUUGGGCAAUAUUUCCAAAAAAACGCUUCGAGAUCUUGAGGGUUCCGGCAGACCAGGAGGUAAUAAUACUGAAGUUGGAAACUAUUCCUAUCUCGUUGCACAAAGAUCCCGUAAUGAUGAAGAGACAAUUAAGCGAAUUGACCAAGAACGUCGUUCAAAAGAAGCUAAUUUGUCAAAAUUGACUGAUAUUGGUAGUUGGCCCCGGAUUAUUGAGAAUCCAAAGAAAGUGAAAAAUAAUGUCAAAAUCAACGUUUGUGCACCUUCUGGAAACAUAGAGACAUGGCAGGUGCCAAAGAGUUUGGGCAAGCAAGAGUUUCAUGAUGCCAGAAAGGCAGAAAGAGGAGAUUCAUGGGGACUUGGAAAGAAAAGUGUCAUUGUAAAAAGCAGUAUAAGUGAAGAUGCCAAGAAGAAAUUGGAUGUUUUAGCACGCACCCAAAGAAAGUCAGCAUUGAAGGAGGAGCGCAAGAAGCAAUGGAAGAAGUUGGUAAGUUCUUCAGAAGACGAUUUUGAGACAAAAGUGGACCAUUUGGCCGACGAGUUGGCUACGGCCGUAGAGUCGUCUAAGAAGUACAAAUUGCAGGGAAAACGGGCUAAAUUUGAUGUUGAUCCUAGGAAAUACGAUGGAAAGUAA